AUGAUUGUCCCUUAUAAUUUAACAAAUGUGGGUGGUAUUUCUUGUUGGUUGUCUUGUUUUGUAGGUAUAGAUCCAAAAAUGUCCACCACUUCUAAGAAACAAAAGAUGGGAGGCAGUACCUCUCACCAACCAAGGAAAUUUGAUUCCAAUCAAUUCCUUGGUGCUGAACAACAAGAAAGGUUCAAGGAAUUUGAGAAAAGAAAGAUAUGGUCUGAGAAGACAUUUAACAUCAAUAGAGAAGGAACUUUCAGGGAAGUCGCACAUAUCAUUGAGUUAAAGAAGUGGGGAGAAUUGAUUAAUCCUCCUAGAUACAUCAACUAUGACAUGGUUAGGGAAUUUUAUGCAAAUUCUCUUCGGUCUGAAGGAGAACCCUUCACUUUCACUACCAUGGUGCGAGGAAUGCACCUAAUAUUUGAUCGAGAUAAAAUCAAUGAAAUUCUGGGAAACCCUCUUACUUUGAGAGAGGGGAAGUUGUGUAAAUUCACCAAACACGUCAACCUCUGUUGA
This is a messenger RNA of Vicia faba (fava bean), 507 nucleotides long. The record is from the annotation of a GenBank genome assembly. Lineage: Eukaryota; Viridiplantae; Streptophyta; Magnoliopsida; Fabales; Fabaceae.